Aphis gossypii (cotton aphid) is the source of this 729-nucleotide messenger RNA. RefSeq lists its product as uncharacterized. The record is from RefSeq and is a predicted model, not a curated record. The coding region runs from base 1 to 729 and encodes 242 amino acids. The transcript has a single exon. NCBI's taxonomy places the organism in Eukaryota, Metazoa, Arthropoda, Insecta, Hemiptera, Aphididae.
AUGUCCUGGGCAAUAAAUGGUUAUGAUGGUUGGCAAAAUGGUCACAAUAAUAUAAGUGCCCAUGAAUUAACUACAUCACACAUCAAUUCAUCUGUCAUAUUAAAAAUUCAAAAAACUACUUUGCCAAUUUUACCAUCUCUAGAAUAUGGCAGAAAAAUGGAAGUAGCGACUAACCAAAAAGUUGUUUCCGAACUCAUUGAUAUUGUUGUUUUUUUGGCACAACAUACUAUUGCAUUUCGUGGACACAAAGAGAAUUGGUCAUCUAACAUUAAAGGGAACUUCAAAGAUCUAGUUAUUCUUAUGGCAUCUCAAUCUCCAAUUUUAUCAUCUCAUCUGUCUCUAGUCAAAUCUAAAGGAAAAAAAGUAACUUCCUUUAUUACUUGGGAACGCCAAAAUCAGUUGAUUGACUGUGUUAGUCAAUCUAUUAAAUGCACUAUUAAUAAAGAAAUAUCUGAAGCAUCAUUUUUCAGUAUUUCUAUUGAUUCAACGUUUGAUGCAUCUCGAACCGAACAAAUUUCUUUUAUAGUAAGAUAUGUUAAUAGUACUGGGGAUAUUUUUGAAAGACUGCUUGCCCUCAAAUCAUCUGCGAUUACAACAGGAAAAGUUCUGUUUAACAUCUUUAAGAGUGUCAUGGAAGAAAAUCAACUACAAUGGAAAACUGCAUUAGUGGGUCAGUCGUAUGACGGAGCUGGAAAUAUGUCGGGCGAACAUAAAGGUUUGCAAUCUUGA